Messenger RNA from Acanthaster planci (crown-of-thorns starfish), 2898 nucleotides. It is a transcript of the gene twsg1, whose product is annotated as twisted gastrulation BMP signaling modulator 1. Gene Ontology annotation, biological process: regulation of BMP signaling pathway. The record is from RefSeq and is a predicted model, not a curated record. NCBI's taxonomy places the organism in Eukaryota, Metazoa, Echinodermata, Asteroidea, Valvatida, Acanthasteridae.
AUUUAGGAAGUCAUUGGAUUAUCAACGCAAGAUUGGUAGUUGGUCGUCGCCGUGACAAACGUGCAAAAAACUCAGUGUAUUCACCCUUUUCUACGACGUUAAAACUGCAACAUGGUUAUAUGCACUACUGUAAGCUAGCAUAGUACACGCAUACGUCGUAAUUUCUGGAUUUUCUUGGCCCCAAACGGUGUUUUCUAGAGUGAAUUUCUCGGAGGUGUAGUUCCCUGGUUGGACACGCCGACCAGCCAGCAUUAUCAGGUAGAUCGCCCACGAAGUUUUCUUGAAGGAGGUCGGCCGUGCGUGACAACGGCUCAACCACCACGACGUACGACUCAACGAGCCCUGCCUUUCAUGCCUUACUACCGGUAGCUUGCUGAGUCGUAAACCACAAUAGAACCUUUCUGCAAGAAUUUGGAGUUCAUUCUUUGUUGGGCUGAUUGUUACUGGAGAGCAGAAUUCUGGACAGGGAGAGGUAUUGACCAACCCAGCCUCACAAUGAUAGACAGGUACUGGUUGACCCUUGCCCUACUGGGUGUGCUCUGGGUGGCUGCUGUCGGCAACAUCAUUGGUUGCAAUGAGCACAGAUGUGCCUCGGAAGUCAGCAAGUGUCAACUGAUUGGAUCUUGUGGUUGCAGUUACGAUGCUGACAACUGUACGUGCUGUUUGGAUUGUUCCCGCUGCUUGGGCGAUUCCUGGGAAGAAUGUUGCCCUUGCACAGGUUUGUGUCGUGCUCUCGGUCAAGAUCCCAUCCCUCCUUGGCGUCUGAGUACCCUUCUUGAUCUAGAUUCUUUCCCGUCACUCUUCAAUGCCUUGACUGGCCUGGAGGCAUCCCAGGAAACCAAUAUGAGAUGGGCAGCCUUCCCCCUGACCUUAAAGGAUCAAGGAAUCAUAGUUGUUCCCACUACAGAUAUGCCAACAGUGUAUGAGGAAGAAUCACCUACUUUGGCUGCUGUUAGCAACUCCUCAAUGUCAAAUGAGUGUAUCGUUGCCUACAUGCAUGACUGUAACUCCUUAGAGAAGUGUCAGACUACAUGUAGCUCCAUGGGGGCAGCCAAGCAACGUUGGUUCCACAAUGGUUGCUGUGAGUGCAUCGGCGAGGGUUGUCUGAGCUACGGCAAGAAUGAAGCAUUGUGUAAAGAAUGUGCGGCUGGUGAUUACUAAGGAUCAGAAUACUGGCAUGAAGAGUGAAGUAUUUAUUGAGGAGAUAGGAAUGAUUCUUGAGCUACAGUGGCAUAUUUUGGCAGAAGUUUGUUGACCAGUCUGAGCUCUAAAAGUUGUAAAUGAGCUCUGACCAUUAAGAGUGUGAAACAAGUGAAGUCUUCCAGUAUUCAAACUUUGAAUAAUUUUCUCUGCAGCAUUUGUACGUUUAGAAGUGGCUGUAAUUUUAAAGGCAUUUUUAAAUGACUUGUUGACUUGGAUGUUUUUGUAUUUGUCUCAGAAAAUUUCAAGAGGUUUUCCUAAAUUUUCUGCUUAUUUAUUUUGAAGUAUGAGAUCAAAAUCAUUUUGUACCUAUUUACACCCAAAGAUUCAGCAAGAAAGACAUGUAAUUUCACACCAUGGUUGUAACAUUGUUGAUCAUAAUCCUGAGUUUGUUUGGCUAGUUUCACGUAUCUAACAAAUUUAAUUUUAAUUUUUUAAACAUGUGCAGUGUAUGUGAUGUGCAAGAAUGGGAGACAGGCUUCCAGACUACUGACUGGUUGGGGAAGGAGCAAAAUGUCUUUGAGAAGGUUUCAAAUUUUUGGAGACAAUUUUGAAUACUUGAAAAUGACAGGUUUAUGGAUGCUCACGUACUGUAUUUGAAACACUAACUCUGUAAAUGAGAUAGUGGUGGCCUAUAAAAGGAUGUAUCUUUGUGAUUGGCAGGUGGGUGGGAGGGGCAGGUAGUUAUACAUGUAAGGGUACUGUACCCCACUCACACAUGCCCAGGUAGGUCAGGCUACCCAAUCUGCUGACUAGUCUGUGUGGUUGAUUUCCAUGUGGUCUUCUGAGCUCUUUGUAAUGCAUACCUGUAAAAUGAUCUGUCUUGUCAAUUACAAAUCAGCCAUGAAUACUUGGAGGGUAAUGUUUGCAUGGUAAGGUUCCCACAGAGUUGAAUGUUGCUAAUGCUGGUACAUACAUUAUAAUAAUCUGAGCAAGUGAAAGGCUCAGAUGCAAACGCAAAGUCGUCAGGGUUAUGGUCAACUUGCUGUAAUUUGCUUAUUUAUAUCAGAAGUAUACCAUAUUUUAAACUGAAGCUCUGUGUGCUUACUUAUAAGCUAUUGUAUCAGUGUUGUACAUUAGAGCCAAUAUUCAUGUAACUGCAUAUUGAAUGGCUAGUAGGAACAUUGUGUCACAUUGUAACCGAAGACAUAGUUCCUAGCUUCACAUACAGGUGCAUGGGUGUGUGUGCUUACAGGUGCAUGGUUGUGUGUGCAUACAGGUGCAUGGGUGUGUGUGCUUACAGCUUUCUGUUGCUUUCUAGAUUCUGAGUGGAUUCUGUCCUUGUUCUUUGCCUUUGUCUGUUGCGCUAACUUGGUGUCAGUCUCUGCAAAUGGGAUAGAGGUUGUGAACAGAAUGUUGAAGAUGUAUCACUGUGCCAUAAAAUUGAGGUAUCAGUUUGUUCCAAUUUGUGAUUUUAUGAGAUACCGGUACAUAGGGUUACCAUAAAUGAUAGCCAUGAUCUGUAUUUAUGUCUAAUGAUUUGAUUCUAGCCAAAAUGCAUUUAAUUUUUGUUAUUUCAAGCACAUUAACAUUAGUGUAUUCUACAACAUAAAUAACCUUUUUCAUCAUUUACCAGGUGAACAGAGGGUUUAAAUGCAUGGGAUUUUAAUAAGUUAAAUGUGAAUUCAUGUAUCUGGUACAUCGAUGUACAUGUAUUCUGACAUUGAUAUUUGUAAUAAAUGCUAUGUAUGGACGAUA